Messenger RNA from Nerophis lumbriciformis (worm pipefish), 4220 nucleotides. It is a transcript of the gene pfas, whose product is annotated as phosphoribosylformylglycinamidine synthase. Gene Ontology annotation, molecular function: phosphoribosylformylglycinamidine synthase activity. Gene Ontology annotation, biological process: 'de novo' IMP biosynthetic process. Gene Ontology annotation, cellular component: cytoplasm. Lineage: Eukaryota; Metazoa; Chordata; Actinopteri; Syngnathiformes; Syngnathidae. The record is from RefSeq and is a predicted model, not a curated record.
CGAUCAAGCGCCUUCCACAUGCUGUUAGUCAGUCCAUCCUCCCUUGCUGCUGUCACAGCUACGGAUAAAACCUUCAUUUUCUUGAGGCGAGAACUCCCGCCUUGGACUCUCGGCGUGAACGUCGUCCCUACUUUGAAAAUCCCGGAAGAAAAGUUUCACCCAUGGCUGUGAUCAGGUUCUACGGUGAUGAGGUGAAGGGGCGGAGCAUCCAGCGGGCGGCCAAGCUCUUCCCCCAGCUGUCAAUCACCACUGAGCUUUGCUACAACGUAGAGCUGACGGGCCGCGACAGUCUCAGCGCAGAACACAAGGAGGUUCUUCUCUGGCUGUUCCGACCCCCACUGCAGGCAGAACCGCUCUCUGAAACCACAAAACUCAAAGAAGCUGACGGCACCAAAUUGGUGGAGAUUGGACCAAGGCUGAACUUCUCCACAGCGUGGUCCACCAACGCUGUGUCCAUCUGCCAGAGUGCCGGUCUCAAGGAUGUGACACGAGUAGAGCUGUCUCGAAGGUUUCUUAUCAAGCCGAAGGACGCCACCAGCAUGGGCAACGUGAAGAAGCUGAUUAGCUUCCUGCACGACAGCAUGACCGAGUGCAUCUAUGAACGACCCAUCUCCUCCUUUGCCGUGGAGGUUAAACCGCAGCCCGUCUUUGAGGUGGACAUCCUGGGAAAAGGGCGGGAAGCGUUGGAAAAGGCCAACGACGAGCUGGGUCUGGCCUUUGACUCCUGGGAUCUGGACUUCUACACCUCCAUGUUCCAGAGGAUUCAAAGGAAUCCCACCAGUGUGGAAUGUUUUGAUCUGGCCCAGUCCAACAGCGAGCACAGUCGUCACUGGUUCUUUCGUGGCCGUGUGGUGAUCGACGGCCAGGAGCAAGAGGAGACCCUCUUCAGGCUCAUCAUGGACACGCAGAAGCACAGCAACCAGAACAACGUCAUCAAGUUCAGCGACAACAGCAGUGGUAUCAAAGGACUGGAGCUGGAGUUCAUCUACCCCAAAGAUACAUCCCAAGCCAGUCCUUAUGAGACACGUCGCUCUCUCCGACAUGUCAUCUUCACUGCAGAGACGCACAACUUCCCAACAGGGGUCGCUCCGUUCAGCGGCGCUACCACGGGAACCGGGGGCCGCAUCCGUGAUGUCCAGAGUGCGGGGCGAGGAGGCCACGUCAUCGCUGGCACCGCAGGAUACUGCUUUGGCAACCUGCACAUACCAGGUUAUGUCCUCCCCUGGGAGUGUGAAGGAGACGGUUGGGAGUACCCCACCAGCUUCGCACCCCCGCUGCAGGUGGCCAUUGAGGCCAGCGAUGGCGCCUCCGAUUACGGCAACAAGUUUGGUGAACCUGUGCUAUCAGGAUUUGCCCGUUCUUUUGGCAUGCGGCUGCCCAGCGGGGAGCGGCGAGAGUGGAUCAAGCCCAUCAUGUUCAGUGGUGGUCUCGGCUCCAUUGAGGAUGCACACGUGAAGAAAGAGCUGCCGGAGACUGGGAUGGAAGUGGUGAAGAUCGGAGGCCCCGUGUACAGAAUCGGCGUGGGAGGAGGAGCAGCUUCCUCUGUUCAAGUGCAAGGUGACAACUCCAGCGACCGAGACCUGGGCGCCGUGCAGAGAGGAGACGCCGAGAUGGAGCAGAAGAUGAAUCGGGCGCUGAGGGCGUGCCUGGAACGAAGCGACGGAAACCCCAUCUGCAGCAUACAUGACCAGGGAGCCGGAGGCAACGGCAAUGUUCUGAAGGAGCUGAGCGAGCCUGCUGGGGCUGUGAUCUACUGCAGCAGGUUCCAGAAAGGCGACCCCACACUGAGCGUGCUGGAGCUGUGGGGGGCGGAAUAUCAGGAGAGCAACGCCCUGCUGCUCGGCCCGGCAGACAGGUCCUUCCUGGAGAGGGUGUGUCAGCGGGAGAAAUGUCCCGUGGAUUUUGUGGGGAACAUCACCGGCGACGGCAGGAUCGUGCUGGUUGACGACCAAGAUAAAGGUCACGACCAGGCCAGCAGAGAGCGCCAUCCUGUGGACCUGCAGCUGGAGUGGGUCCUGGGAAAGAUGCCCCAGAAGGAGUUCAAGAUGGAGCGGUUGGCGCCGACCCAUCGACCCCUGGUUCUUCCUGCCGGGCUGACGGUCAAAGACGCCCUUGAGAGAGUGUUACGUUUGCCUGCUGUGGCAUCCAAACGUUAUCUGACCAACAAGGUGGAUAGGUCCGUGACGGGUUUGAUCGCCCAGCAGCAGUGUGUCGGCCCUCUUCACACGCCUUUAGCAGACGUGGCCGUCGUCGCCCUGUCGCCGUUCAGCCUCGAGGGCGCGGCCACCGCCAUCGGUGAGCAGCCGAUCAAAGCGCUUGUGAGUCCGGCAGCGGGAGCUCGCAUGGCCGUUGGUGAAGCUCUGACCAACCUGGUGUUUGCCCGGGUGACAGCAUUAAAGGACGUGAAGUGCAGCGGCAACUGGAUGUGGGCCGCCAAGCUGCCUGGCGAGGGGGCGUGUCUCUGGGAGUCCUGCAAGGCCAUGUGUAAGGUCAUGGGUCAGCUGGGGGUGGCCAUCGACGGGGGCAAGGACUCGCUGAGUAUGGCCGCUCGAGUGGGGAAGGAGACUGUCAAAGCUCCAGGAGCUCUGGUUAUCUCCGCGUAUGCUGUGUGUCCAGACAUCAGUGCCACUGUCACACCUGAUCUGGAGGAUCCAGAUGGCAAAGGCGUCUUGCUGUGGGUUCCCAUCAGUCCUGGCCAACACCGCCUGGGAGGUUCUGCUCUGGCACAGUGCUACGGCCAGCUGGGUGACUGCUCUCCUGACCUGGACCAGCCACAACUUUUGUCCGCCUGCUUCAGCACCACUCAGACGCUGAUAAAGGAUCAGCUGCUGAGCGCAGGGCACGACGUCAGCGAUGGAGGCCUCAUUUCCUGCCUGCUGGAGAUGGCCUUCGCAGGGAACCGCGGAAUCGACGUGGACUUGUCAUCACAAGGAGCCCAGGGAGUCAUGGAGCUGCUCUUCAGCGAAGAGUUGGCUCUGGUCCUAGAGACAUCCCAGUCCCAUGAAGAAAGCGUGUGCCGGCGAUUCCGUGACGCCGGCGUGCCGUGUCAUCGCAUUGGCAGAACCUGCGGCUUCGGUCCAGAAGCCACGGUGACGCUGCGAGUAGACGGACAGGAAGUGCUCAGCCAACGCUUGCCCUGCCUCCGAGCCUGGUGGGAGGAGACCAGUUUCCGGCUGGAGCGCCUGCAAGCCAAUGAGCUCUGUGUUCAGCAGGAAGAGGAGGGGCUAGCCGGGAGGACGCAGCCUCGCUUUAAAGUGACCUUUGACCCCUCCGAAGUGCCCAUCUGCAAACAGCCUGCAGCAGGACGUCCUCGUGCGGCCGUGGUGAGAGAGGAAGGCAGCAAUGGCGACCGAGAGAUGGCCGUCUCUCUCCACAUGGCGGGCUUUGAGGUGUGGGACGUCACCAUGCAGGACCUCGGCUCCGCCUCCGUCACCCUGGAGCCCUUCAAAGCCGUGGUGUUCGUGGGAGGGUUCAGCUACGCCGACGUGCUGGGCUCCGCCAAAGGCUGGGCCGCCACCGUGGCCUACAACGCCACCGCCAAAGCAGAGUUCCGCCGCUUCCGACAGAGGGCGGACACGCUGAGUCUGGGCGUGUGCAACGGCUGCCAGCUGCUCGCCCUGCUGGGCUGGGUGGGCGAGGGCCAGGGUGGCACCGCGCCAGAGGUGGUGCUGACCCACAACAAGUCGGGCAGGUUCGAGUCGCGCUUCGUGACUGUGGGAAUCCAAGCGUCGCCGUCCGUGUGGCUCGCCGGCAUGGAGGGCUCGGCUCUGGGAGUGUGGGUCGCUCACGGAGAAGGCCUUAUGCAAUUCCGCAGCGCUCAAGCCCUGGAUGACAUCGCCUCCGGAAGCCUGGCGCCCAUCCGUUACCUGGACGACGGGGGUCAGCCCACCGAGGAGUACCCCCUGAACCCCAACGGCUCCCCGCGGGGCAUCGCUGGCCUCACCUCCAAGGAUGGCCGACACCUGGCCAUGAUGCCCCACCCGGAGCGCUGCACGCUGGGCUGGCAGUGGCCGUGGGCCCCGCGGGACUUUAGAGGCGCUCUCAAACAAGCCUCGCCGUGGCUCCGCCUCUUCCGCAACGCCUCCGCCUGGUGCAGCGACACACGCUAAGAACAUCUUGAUUUUUAUGCUCCAUUUUACUGCUGUACUUUUUUGACGUUUUGUGCGUCUUAAUUCGGUGAGGAAAAGCAAUCAUGAUUUAAUAAAACAAUUUGAACAUUA